GCAGCGUGUAUUUGUGAACAAGUGUUCCUCAGCAGAAGCAUAGUUUUGAACGUUUUUGGGACUUCUGCUUCGUUCUUUUGGUUCUAGCAUCUUCUGCUUUUGGUCUAUAUUGCACUUGACAUUUUUGUAAUGGUUUUGGGACUGAGAGAGCACACCUCAGCCAUUGAGAACCGUUGACCUCCAUGGCUGUGACAACAUCUCUUGCAGGUUCUCAACUUUGGUGUCACAGUUUGAGGGGCAAACACUAUGGUCUUACACUGAGUUGGGAAAAGCAGCUGAAGAUGGCACAUAUAUGUGGUGGGAUGUGUGUUGGCCAAGCCAUGAGGAUUUGGGGGAAUAAAAAUCCAAAGGCAGUGAAGAUAGUGAUGCAUGUGGUUGAUCAUCAUCCAAUGGAUGGUGAUGUCUCCCAUGGACUGCAUAAAGAUUUGGGCUCCCUUCCAAAGCCAUUAUCCAUAUCUGAUAUUGUGGCUGCUUCUGACUCUGGUGCUAAAGUACGAAUAUCAUAUCAGGGGAUACCAGGAUCAUACAGUGAGGAUGCUGCAGUCAAAGCUUACCCCAAUUGUGAAACGGUUUCAUGCAAUGACUUUGAAGAAGCUUUUAAGGCUGUUGAGUUAUGGCUAGCUGAUAAAGUUAUCCUUCCAAUAGAAAAUACAUCUGGUGGAAGCAUUCAUCGGAACUAUGAUUUACUUCUUCGCCAUAGGCUUCACAUUGUUGGUGAGGUGCAGUUGGCUACUAACCUCUCCCUUCUAGCUCUACCUGGUGUCAGAACAGAGCACCUAAAACGGGUUCUAAGUCAUUCUCAGGCACUCGAAUUGAGUGAUAGUUUCCUGAAUAAAUUAGGUGUUGCGAGAGAAAAUGUUGAUGACACAGCUGGUGCUGCUCAGAUUAUAGCUUCAAAAGGUCUGUAUGAUGCGGGUGCAAUUGCAAGCAUUCGAGCAGCAGAAAUCUAUGGGCUUGAUGUACUUGCAGAACGAAUCCAAGACGACUCUGAAAUCAUCAGUCGUUAUCUCGUGCUUGCAAGGGAUCCGAUAAUCCCCAAAGCUGAUAAGCUCUUUAAGACAAGUAUCGUGUUUACACUGGAUGAAGGUCCUGGAGUACUGUUUAAGGCUUUGGCAGUGUUUGCAUUGAGGGACAUAAAUUUAACCAAGAUUGAAAGCCGCCCACAAAGAAAUCGGCCAUUAAGAGUUGUCGAUGACUCUAACACUGGAACUGCCAAGUAUUUCGAUUACCUUUUCUAUAUUGAUUUUGAGGCGUCUAUGAGUGAGCCCCGAGCACAAACUGCUUUAGGACAUCUGCAGGAAAUUGCCCCAUUUCUUCGGGUGCUGGGCUGCUAUCCCAUGGAUACAACCAUAUAGAUAGCUAUAUGGUCUUUUCAAUGAAUGCCAUCAUAUUGAAAGCCUCAAACUAGGAAGAGGAUUUGGUGCUACCUUCAUGUCCAAGUAAAACAAGAGCUGUCACAUGGUUGUAAUUUAUGAUGAUUGAUAACAAUAGCUGAUCCUGACCUUAGACAGUGGCAUUAGUUCAUUUAAACUUCAAUUCAUCCAACCGAGUUAGACGGUCAUUGAAGAUGAUCUUGAUGAAGGUUAAUGAGGUAUACGAGGUUUUAGCCAUAUAUGUAGUUUUUUUCUAUUACAUUGUCAAACCUAACAAAAUAAGGAACAAGAGAAGGAAAAGAAUCCGCUAAUGCAUUCUGUCACAGUGAUGUCAUAUUAAUCAAUAAAAACAUGUUUGGUUCGCAUCU
This is a messenger RNA of Cajanus cajan (pigeon pea), 1741 nucleotides long. RefSeq names its product arogenate dehydratase/prephenate dehydratase 1, chloroplastic. The record is from RefSeq and is a predicted model, not a curated record. Lineage: Eukaryota; Viridiplantae; Streptophyta; Magnoliopsida; Fabales; Fabaceae. Gene Ontology annotation, cellular component: cytoplasm; chloroplast. Gene Ontology annotation, biological process: L-phenylalanine biosynthetic process. Gene Ontology annotation, molecular function: arogenate dehydratase activity; prephenate dehydratase activity.